Messenger RNA from Mytilus californianus (California mussel), 999 nucleotides. RefSeq lists its product as uncharacterized. Lineage: Eukaryota; Metazoa; Mollusca; Bivalvia; Mytilida; Mytilidae. The transcript is spliced from 2 exons. The coding region runs from base 99 to 884 and encodes 261 amino acids. The record is from RefSeq and is a predicted model, not a curated record.
UAAUUGUCGUUUUUCUGGUAACUUAAGUCACAUGUGCGAACGCAACUAAGAUACUAUCUAAUUACCACUUCUGCUUAAUUUUAAAUCAGAAAAAGACGAUGUUGUUGAAAAUAAUAUUCAGCCAGGCAUUUAUCAUCAUCGCCAUCAGGGGUGUCAAAUAUGUUGAUGUGUGUCCUGAUAAACAGACAUGGAAGACUAAAGCAAACGAUGUGUGUCCAAAUCUUGAUGAAGAAUAUCAUUGUAUGUUUGAUACAGAAUGUAACUUAGUGGAAGACUGUAGACGGAAACAAACAAAUAAUCAUAUUACACUUUAUUUUUUUGAACAGAAUAUCUCAAAUUUUAAAAUAAAGACAGUACCUGUUAUGAGCUCAAAUGAUCCAGACUAUCAUAAAUUACAGCAGGCAACAUUCUGUAAGAGUGCUAGCAAUAUUAGCAAAUCUACUCCUUGUGAUUAUAACAAUAAUACGUCUGUAUCAAACAAUACUAUCGAUCAAAACAGUGAUACUACUGAUGAAGGUUGGGAAGCCUGCUGUAUAUCAUUUGUUACAUUGUUUAUUAUUUCUGUUGCAUUAGCUAUAAUCAUUCCUUUCAUAAUAUUUAAAAUAAUACGAUUUAAAAAAAGCGAUGAAAGAAACGAAGAAGGCAAUUCGUCGAUAGAAAUAAAUAAUGAGUCAGACAGAGUGAAAAAAGAAAACUGUGAUGUCAAGGAACAAUUAUUACAGCUCAAAGAAGAGAAACACAAUAUCGAGGAACAACUGAAUGUAUUACAGCUCAAAUAUAUGAAUGGAGAGCAAAAUUACAGCCAGGGCCGCUUUGCACAAGAAAGUUCGUCAGUUGGACAGACAGUCCCAGUUUCUUUUCAGGAAACUGACAUCUUAAUAUGAACAGAGGAUUUUUUUAUAGUUUUUUUUUUAAAACAUAAUUUUGAGAGUAAAUAUAUAUUUUAGUAAUUAUUGAUUGGGACUUUUAAGUGAUUUUCCAUUAAAAAUUUCAACUUUA